AUGGAGUCUCCACAGUGUGAGCAGAGGAUCACAAAGGUCUCUCUAGCUGAAGUUCUGAGGUGUUUUGGACAUCCUAUAACAGAGGAGCAAGCCUGGGCUAUCUGUUUUCAGUGUUGCCGUAAAAUGGAGCAGUUGGCUCAGGGGAUGUACCCACCACUCCAUUCUGUGUUUUUAAAAGGUCCUGGAAGCAUCUUUAUCCAUGCUGAUGGUACUGCUUCCUUCAAGGUGUACCACAAGUCUGAUGUUGGAAGCAUUCAGCAGUCAGAGGACAAGCUGCUGGAGUACUUGGGAGUGGUGAUCUAUGAAGCCCUGGACUGGGGAAUCGACAGCCAAGUAGAGCGAGAACUGAGUGAUCCUUUGGAGAAACUGUUGUGCCUCAUGUUGAAACUGGAUGAUGAGGCAAUGAAACCAGCAGUCACCCUGCAGGAUGUUAUCAAGAGUCUGAGAAAAAUGCAUGUGGAAGAUUUGGUGGAAAAUCCCCUUAAGAAGAAGGAAAAACACUGGGCUGAAACUGCUAACAGACUGCUGCAAAAGUUAAAGUAUGAGAUCGCUUUCCCCUUGUCUUCCUCUUUUGUCUGCGGGCCCUUCAACCCUUGGUUUCUGAAAGUUCAGAGGAUUUUAACGGCAUCCCUGUGGCCCAACAUCAUCUGUGAACUGCAGAACGGUGUGAGGCUGCGCAAGGCCACUGAGCGACCACAGCGUCACACGCCUCCGAAAGAAUGUAUCCGUUCUCCCUACGAGUUGCUUUUGGAUGAUAUCCAGAACAAGAGGUACACCCUUCGGAAGGUGGGGGAGAGGAAGCUGAAAGAGUGGGUGCCGUGGGAGUCCAGCUGGCAUGAACAGCUCAUGGCAGAAAUACAACGACCACAGAAGCUUCAGUCAUCAGCAGCAAGGGAAAAUGGGAGCGGGCCCAAAGGAAUAAAUAUUGCCUUGAAAUCUCCAAGCAAUAGUUUCUUAAGUCUCCAAGAUGACAGUACCGAGUUUGAAAUUGUCAACAGUACAACACAGCAGCUGGGACCAGGAGUUCAGGAAACCACUCCCAAGCUGCCUUCCAGCACCUGGCUUGCCUCAGCCAGGUCAUCAGUGGUAUCCUGCAACGGCACAGGUCUCACUGCAAAUUCGACAUGUCCUCCCAUGAGUGCAUCCAUACUAGCCAACAUUAAACUUAAUGGUUUCCUGAAUGCUGGACAACAACAGCUGCCUCCUUACAGACGAAGGUCUGGAUCUUUAGAGAGAGGCCUUCAAAGCAAGGAACUUGACUGUCCCUUUCCUACCAAGUGGCCAUCACCAACCAUUGCUGAGCUGAUUGGAACCAGAUAUGCAAUGAUAGUACUGGAAGGGCAAGGCUUGUUCCAAGGAGGUAGUGAUGGUGUCUUUCCAAGAGCAAAGAUCUGUUUCAGCUGCCAUAAGCAGAUGUUUCUUAAGUGGCCUUACAGCUGUUACCUCUGCAGCAGUGUUAUCUGCUGUGACUGCUGCAUCAAGAUGUCCAUGCCCUUCAGAACGUGUGUACAUCUCCCACUUCACUUCCUAAAAUUUUUGAGACUCUCCAGAGAGGAGGACCCAGCUACUCAAGAGCAGAAGAAGUCAGAGUUGCUGCAUGCGGUAGAGCACUGGGAGUGUUUUGGUGUUCCUAUUAUUUUGGAACCCCAUUGCCUAGCACAGCCUCUGUGGAGUUACACAGGGACCAUGGCAAACUGGCUGACUGUGGACAUCUGCACACACUGUGAGCAGUAUCUGUUGAAUAUGGCUUCCAGUGAACAGCAGAGCAUCCAUCUCAGGAGAAUUUCCUGGCCUUGA
Molecule: messenger RNA, 1797 nt
Organism: Phaethon lepturus (White-tailed tropicbird)
Lineage: Eukaryota; Metazoa; Chordata; Aves; Phaethontiformes; Phaethontidae
Product: protein spire homolog 1-like
Exons: 15
Coding region: 1-1797 (598 amino acids)
Biological process (GO): polar body extrusion after meiotic divisions; actin filament network formation; establishment of meiotic spindle localization
Cellular component (GO): cytoplasmic vesicle membrane; cell cortex
Molecular function (GO): actin binding
Source: RefSeq, a predicted model, not a curated record